Aspergillus novofumigatus IBT 16806 is the source of this 1528-nucleotide messenger RNA. It is a transcript of the gene fgaPT1, whose product is annotated as fumigaclavine A dimethylallyltransferase easL. The transcript has 4 exons. The record is from RefSeq and is a predicted model, not a curated record. Bases 1 to 1239 code for a protein of 412 amino acids. Lineage: Eukaryota; Fungi; Ascomycota; Eurotiomycetes; Eurotiales; Aspergillaceae. Gene Ontology annotation, molecular function: transferase activity, transferring alkyl or aryl (other than methyl) groups. Gene Ontology annotation, biological process: alkaloid metabolic process.
AUGACUUUUGUAAUCACAGAUCCCAGCCAACCGUUCAAGACUAUGUUCGAGUCGACGCAUGGUGACCGACACGAAGAGCCGUGGAAGGUCUUAUCUCGUUAUUUACCAUCUCAGAGCUGCGAUCACCAGCUCUGGUGGGAAAGGCUGGCACCAGUUAUCGGAUCCUCUUUGGGUUUGACGGAUUAUGGCCUCGGUGCUCAGUAUCGGAAUCUCUUAUUAAUUUAUUCCAUAGUUAUACCAUCUCUUGGUCCAUUCCCAAACAAGAACGGGGCAAAAUCCACCUGGAUCGAUUGUAUGGCAAACAAUGCUGGGCCGUUAGAUGUCAGCGUGAACUAUCAACAAGGAUCGAAGUGUGCCUUUCGAAUUACAGUUGAACCUGUUGGCCUUCACGCUGGAGAUCAGUCAGACAUCAUUAAUGAGUUGGCUCCAAAGUCCCUGCUCCAAAAUCUGAACCAUAUCCAGCCAGAUAUCGACUUUACCUGGUUCGACCACCUUGACCGUACGCUUAUUCUGAAUACUCAACAGGCGCGCCAGUACUGGAGCUUGAUGGAACACCUUCCCUGCAAAUCUCAGACGGUGAUUGGACUCGACCUUCAUGAGGAUUCAUUCACAGUCAAGCCUUACCUCAGUCCUCUAUUAAAUGCAGCCGCUACGGGCGACAAUUUUCUCCGAGUCAUGUUUGACAAUCUGAGGGAUCUCUGCAGCACUAGCAACCUCAAGCUUGGUCUGUCAAAGGUGGAAGAAUACCUGAGCUCGACGACCCAUAAAAUUCAAGGGGAAAAAACCUAUCUUUCUUUCGACUGCAAGAGCCCUGCCCAGUCCCGCAUCAAGAUCUAUUCCGCCGUGGACGGCUUGGACAUUGAUAAUGGAUUUCGGAUCGUCGAGAAGAUGUGGAACAGAAUUUACCGUUGCCAAAUGCCCGCUGCGAAGUCAAGGGAGUUUUUGACCGUCAACUUUAAUUGGGAGGUUUCGCCCAAGGAUGGCAACGUUGCGCCAAAAGCAUACUUCCUCGUCAGCGAUGAUUAUGACAAGCAUAUCUCUCUUGCCGUGAUUGAUCUCUUUCAAGAACUUGGGUGGGAGGACCAUAUCCACCGACACAAAGCAUUGGAGAAGGUGGCAUACUCUGCCCACGAUCUGGAGGGACGAACGGAUAUCUACGUGUGGCUUGCUUUUGCAUACUCUACAGGCUCAGGUCCGUACGUCACAGUUUAUACCAAUCCACUUGCUCGUCGCGUGUAAGGAAGCGGAUCAGCAGGAAGUCUCAGAUACUGUUCUGGUUUCGAGAUAGCUAGUACGAUUUAACAAAAGCUGCUUACUCCUACCUUCACCUCGUUGUUGCGGAAGCCUGCUGCACCCAGACAAGUCCAGAUGAUCAAUAGCUACCGGUCCAAACUUAGGCUAUGUCCAUAAUUCCCUCCUGAUGGCUACUUCUCUUUCCUUUCCUUUCCCUUUCUCCUUUUGGUAUUUUUUACUUUGUUAGUCUCAUUCUAACCACACCGAACAAUAUGAGAGAAAUCGCGGUGUGAUG